AUGCUACAGAAAAUGGGCUCCGGAAGAAAUCCCCUUGUCCUCUACACCAAUAAAGGGCCCAGGAUUAGCAAGAGACCUCGACUAGAGUUGGAGCAGGAACAAGGAGAGACUUCGAUUGAAUUUGAAGAGACUCUGGAUUCGAGUUACCACCCUGAUGAUACUGUAGAAGAAUCUGACGUAUCACUUCAGACACGAUCCACGCACAGUGACGCAAAGUACAUUGUGUUUGAAAGCUGCCUCGGACAGCUGUUUGAAAAAUGUCCGUUUUGUAAGACAGACUGUGAUGUCCAAAAACGAAAAAAUGGGACUUUUGUGGCGUUCAAACAGCGUUGUCCAAACUGCACUUACUUCAGACAAUGGGAGAGCCAGCCCAUCAUUGGAAGUACCCCGGUUGGCAACUUACAAUUAUCUGCUGCUACAUACUUCACUGGUGCUUCCUUCUUCCAACUAAAAAAUAUAUGCAGAGCCAUGCAGCUGGAGAUCUUCCAGUAUGAGACCUUCAGGAGGCAUGCUAGGCAUUAUCUGGAGCCUGCUAUUAUCCACAAGUGGAAAACUGAUCAGCUGAAGAUUUUCCAGCAACUACACCACCAGGGGGGAAAGGUCACAGUUGCAGGAGAUAUGAGAGCAGACUCUCCAGUGUACGUGGGUGAGCUGAUGAGGCUGGUGUUUGAAGAAGUCUUUGAGGACCCAACACCCUUUGUGGAGGAGAUGAAUAAAAUCAACAUCCCAAAGGACCUGUCCACUCAAUUUGACAGGCCCUCAAAGGAGGAAGUGGUAGCCCGCCAUGUCUCACGUUUUAGUCUAGGGGCAGUCGGAAGCCCACGUACUGUCCAGCCAGAUCAGGGAACUCCUGGCGUAUCCGGCGGACCACACACGACGGGAUGACCACUCUGAUUCCUCGUCCCAAAAAGCCCCAGCACCAGCUUACGAAGCUGCGAUAGGCCAGAUGCCUAAAACGCCUAUAAGAGGAGGAAUGGAUGAUAACAUAUAUGUGCUGUCCUGUUUUUCACCCUUACCCUCUGGCUGCUUGAACAACUGAAUUUCCCCACAGGGAUUAAUAAAGGUCCAUCUUAUCUCAUACAGUGUAUGAUGAUCAAUUUGUACAUUUAUCAAAAUAAAGUUUGAUGGAACUACUUGAUAGCCUUUCUUCCCUGAAUUAUUUGCUCCUAGAUCAUUCAUAUAUAGCAAACCAUUAUUUGAUUUUUCAUCUAAUACAGUAGU
Gymnodraco acuticeps is the source of this 1221-nucleotide messenger RNA. RefSeq lists its product as uncharacterized. The coding region runs from base 1 to 885 and encodes 294 amino acids. Lineage: Eukaryota; Metazoa; Chordata; Actinopteri; Perciformes; Bathydraconidae. The record is from RefSeq and is a predicted model, not a curated record. The transcript has 5 exons.